Molecule: messenger RNA, 3493 nt
Organism: Durusdinium trenchii
Lineage: Eukaryota; Dinophyceae; Suessiales; Symbiodiniaceae
Source: the annotation of a GenBank genome assembly
CGCGUCACUCGCGUCACCCUCGCAGCUCGACCUGACCCGCUCUCCUCGCUGACCUCGACCGCCAUGUCGCGCGUCCGGGCCUCCUCGGCGCCGGCGCCCAAAGGGCUGAAGCGCCCGGUGAAAGUCUGCGUCCGGGUGCGGCCAGUUUUAGAGCGGGAGGUGGAGAAUGGCUGCUACCAUGGUUGCAUCGCCAUGGCCCAUGAGCGUGUCUACAUUAGCACAGAGGAUAAGCCUGUUCUCAUCGGCAGCAAGGAUGACCCGCCGCCUGAAGGCGUCAAGGUGUAUCCUGGCUUCGAUGGGCUGCUGGACCAAGACUCCAGUCAGGAGGAUUGCUUCCAAGUCGCGGGCCGCGAGACCGUGGAUGGUGUCCUUUGGGGUCUCAAUGGUGCCCUCAUGGCCUAUGGCCAGACCAGCACUGGGAAGACCCACACCAUGGUGGGAGACAAGAGCCGGCCCGGGCUAUGUCUCAAGGCUGCGGCUCAUCUCUUCUCCGAGGCAGGGCUUCUUGGAUCUCAGAUUGAGGUCACGGCCUCCUUUCUACAGUUGUAUUUGAAUCACAUCACCGACUUACUGGUCAAAGAUGGCCACGAAAAGAAGUUGAAGCUUCGAGAAGUGGUCGAAGAGGACUUUGUGGACACUCGUGUGGAAGGCCUAAGCUCUCGCCCGGUGAAGAGUAUGGACGACGUGGAAGCCUUGUUGGAAGAAGGAAAUCGACGACGGCAGCAGGCGUGUACGGCCUUGAACGCUAGCUCCAGCCGAUCGCAUGCCGUGCUGAUCCUCAACGUAACUCUGUGGCAAGGGACUGAGGAGGAGAACGCCACCGACGCCAAACUGUACUUGGUCGACUUGGCUGGAUCUGAACGGGUGAAGGAUUCCUGCGCCACAGGCGAUCGCCUGACCGAAGCGGUUCACAUUAACAAGUCUCUCUUUGCCCUGCAGGGCGUGGUGGCCGCACUCGCAGACGGCAAUCCCUUUGUGCCGUACCGCAACGACCCCCUGACGCAGCUCUUGCGUCCUGCAUUGGGCGGCAACUGCUGCACCACGCUGGUCGCUACGGUGUCACCGGCACAGAAGCACUCGAGAGAGUCGGAGGGCACCUUGAACUUUGCCUCCAGCUGCCGGAGGAUCAAGGGCGAGGUCUUUGUGAACUCGGUGCGAAAGCCACGGCCAUGGGAGGAGAAGCCCAAGGAGGAGCCCACGAAGACCGAAGAGCCGGAAUGUCCUUGGGCCUCCUUAGCCGCACUGGACGCUGCGUCAGUGAUGGAAUCGCAGAUGCUGGACACGGCUCAUGGGCAGAUCCAUGUCCUCACCUGUGGACCAGCGGAUGGUGAGGCCGUCCUGUUGCUUCAUGGCUGCCCAUCGGAUGCAUGGACCUGGAAGUGGCUUUUUCCGCCCUUGCUCUACAGCAAGUACCGUGCCAUUGCCAUUGACAUGCCGGGCUUUGGCAGUUCGCCGGGGACGCGCUUGGGGAGUCGAUCGGAGCUGAACAACGCCAAGGGCGGACCACUGGACAUCUGCUGUGCCGUGCUGGACGCCCUGGGGGUCCAAAAGGCCAACGUGGUGGGAUAUGAUUGGGGUGCUGGUAUCGCACUGUCCAUGGCCUUACUGCGGAAGACCCGUGUCAACAAGAUCGUGCCCUUCCAUCCAUCCUACUCCCCACCCAAAGGCGAGAACCUCGGAGUCAUGCCGGUGCCGGUGCUGGUGCUCUGGGUGAAGGAAGAUCAGUUCCACAAUCUGACCAAGUGGCGGAAGCAUUUUCAGGCCUUGCCCAGUUCAAAGAGAGAGCUCGAAGUCUACUCCUUGGGCUCUCGCUGGAAGCCCGGCAUGUCCCUGGGCAGUGACCCUCAGCUGGGUCCGCAGCUGCAGCGCCGCAUCCUGGCGUUCCUCGCCGGCGAGGUGGCCGCGCCGGUGGCCGGCGCGCUGGAGAAGCGCUUGGAGGCCAAGGCGGCCACCGCCGCGGGGCAGCUGGUAGUGCAUGCGCAGAAUGUGGUGGUGGCCGACGCCUUGGCGGACGCAGGCGAUGUGGCGAAGCAGCUGAGGGAGGUCGCGGACCCCACCUUAGCAGCAGUGCAACAAUUCAAAGAGCUCUGGAGCGCGGGGCGCCUGGCAGCGCUCUACGCGCAGCGCCUCACGGGCUCCUCGGCGUCCUCGGCGGCGCUCUUCGGCGCGCUGCCGGAGAUGAGCCCCGAGGCCUUGAGCGAUCCAAACAUCUUGGUGAACUUGGGCCUUUGGUCGCAAGCGCCCGAAGGCUGGGAGCGCAUGCGGCACACGCCUCGGUACUGCGUGGGGCGCAAGGUGCUGGUGCGGCAGAAGGUGAUCUUCAAGCCUUCGGAUUCCGACUUCAUGUGCGUGUCAUCCUCCGGGGCAGACCGUACGACCUCCAAAGCGGAACUGAAGGGGAAGUCCAAGGAGAAUGCUGAUACGUGGUUGGUGGAGGUCACUGAGGCAGGUGGCAGCCGCCGAAUGGCGGAGGUGCCCAAGGCCGAGGUGCUGCGGCUCAACCAACGGCAUGACUUGGCAAAGAACGGGAAGCAUGUGCUACUGGAGGAUGGCUUGAAGUGUGACUAUUCCUCUCCACUCUGUCGCGCCAAGCUUUGCGAAAUCGCGCUGGCACUGAGCCCGGUGGUGAAAAACCUGGACUUCAACACCGCCGAUGGCGGGGAGGCGGUGCAACUGAAGGCCUUGGAGGUCAUUCGAAAGUGUUUGGACAUCAUCACCUUCCAGAAGGGCCUCGAUCGCGGCCGGAGCUGUGCCACGUGCGAUGACGUGGCCAAGAUGGCUUGUCAUGGCCAAGGCCAUUGCCACACGGUCUCCUCCACGAUGGCGGCCUUUCUGUUUCCCUUCGCCCAGGUGCUGGGCUUGGACGUGAAGUACCGCGGGGGCUACUCCUGGGGCGGAGUGAACAUGGGCGAACCCGCAGACGAGACGGUCGAGGUGGCCGACAGCCCUGAACGACAUCAAUGGCUGGAAGUGACGUUACGCCCUUCGCUGCAGAGCUAUGUGUGUGAUCUUUGGGUGGCCGAUGCAGUGGGGAACGAUGCCCUUAAAUGGCCCAUCAGUGAGGCCUAUCAGAACCGGCUGUACCCCAACGGCAGCUUCAAUAUCGGACAGCAAAGCUGUCCCGAGGAAGCUACUGAUCUUGACUUGCCAGAGCUGUAAACAGUUGUGAUAUGAUGUGAUCCGUUUGAGGAUCCUCUUUGGUGAGAAGUCAGGCGGGUCGCUCGCUUGCGUGUGAUGGUCGCACACGCUUGUUAUGGUGACUACUGACCCUGUGCGAGCACCUGUAAAAUAUAUGUUCCCUCUACACAUGGUUGGACUAGGAGUCUUGAGAAAGGUCGAGAAUCAAGCUGCUUGACACCGCACUAGCAAUUAGGUGGCUUGGGAAUGCGUGUUUUUCGUUUCAAGGGCAUUUUGCAUUGCCUUCCUGAUUGGAUACAAUUGUUUUUUUGUUACCAUCCCAAGCGUGUGGGGCAUUUGGAUGACCUAACACAGA